Molecule: messenger RNA, 567 nt
Organism: Dibothriocephalus latus
Lineage: Eukaryota; Metazoa; Platyhelminthes; Cestoda; Diphyllobothriidea; Diphyllobothriidae
Source: the annotation of a GenBank genome assembly
AUGUCCUCAUGGUUUCGCUUACCCGCCUAUUCGGACAACAGGAUAUCGGCUAAGACUCUUCAGUUUGUGGAGGACGUUAGGAGCACCCAGUCAGUAGCAGCUAGUGCCGGAAUCGAAGCAGGCCGCUACAAGAGAAAUAUAUCCUUCCUUCAGUACUUGAUAAUGAAAAAUGUAGCCCUCAAAGCGUUCUACUUUACUCACCUCCGACAGGCACUCGCUCCACCAACACUGGCCUCCCUCCUGGGCAACGCACUGGCCGAACAACCACAUACGGUGGAAGACUUCUUCCGUCUAUGCAGUCGCCUAGUACAGCAUUGCGCUCCCCUCUUUUUCACCUCCACCAGCUUUGACCUUGCCGCUCUGCUAGACACCAGUAUUCGCUCCCUGGACCUGCCGACCAUCGCUACUUCCUCCUCUGCCGCCGCAGAUGACCUCAACGUUUCCAGUGGCAGCCAGCAACAGCAGGGCGCCUCCAAGGCGGGUACCAGCGCAACCGCCGCCUCCGCUCGCUUCCUCUUCGAGCUUCUCCUCUUCACUGCAGAAUCCAGCGAAGACCAGCCCGUGGCG